CGGAUCCUGUUAAAGAACACGUUCCCCCAUUCUGACUCAUCCGUAACGAAUUUCCAGCCGAGGAAACUUCUGGGAUUGCGCAAGAUGGGGCUUGAUGGCAAGAUGUCCCACCAAUGAGAAGCACACGGUGCCAAAAAUGUGAGGAAAGAGCCUCCCUGUUUGGCUUAACAAAUUCUCCUUUUUUACAAAACAGAUAACACAGAAAAGCUCGAGUUAUCUCGUGGAGGGCACAGAGUAGUGUUGUGCAGUUCUCUGAGCAAAUAUAUUUAACACUGCAACGUUCUUUGAUUCAGGGGGACGUGCCUCAAUAAUUCAACCAGCAGGGACAAAUUUAAUUUUAAGGAGAAAUAUUGUUUCUCCAGACAAAAGAUACCAAAACCUUUAGGGACCUGAAGAGGUAGCAUAUAGAAGGACAAAGUGGGGAAGAGGGUUGAGAAGGAAACUACAGACAUGGAGCAGAGAGAAAACUACAGCAGCCUGCACGAGUUCACAGAGGAGCCCAGACCGGGAGCGAACAGGCUCGUCCCACAACACAGCGACGGCUCCCAGGGACUGAAGCAGGGCGUCAAGUGUUUGAGGAGUAAGACUUCUCUCCUGAUACUUAUUGGCUUUUUGGCCUCCAUCUGUGGCAACAUCGUACUCGCUGUGCUCUUGAUUAGUAGGCCGGUGCCAACAGCCCCACUGGAGUCUUCCUCCUCUUCAGCUCUGGGUUUGAAAUCAAUGCAGAGGCGUUACAUCCAGCUGUGUGAAGACUACACUGCCCUGGGACAGGGCUGUUCAAAGACAGUUAAGCAGUGCAGGGAGUGUCCUGAAGGUUGGCUUCACAUCGGGAAUCAGUGUUACUAUUUCAGCAAUGACAGGCUGGACUGGGUGAGGAGCAGAGACAGCUGUGAAGAAAUGGGCAGCCAUCUCACCAUACUGCACACCAUAGAACAGCAUGAUGCUCUGGAAAAGGAAGCUAAGAGAAUUGGUGGAUUUUAUUACCACUACUGGAUCGGCCUGUCUGACAUAGAGACUGAAGGAGAGUGGAAAUGGGUGGACAACACGACACUCGAACACAAAUACUGGGAUCAAGCGAGCUCAGAGCCAGAUAACCACCACACAGGAGGGGAACACGGAGAGGACUGUGCCACCUUAGACAGCCACUCCAAGACAUGGUUUGAUGUUCCUUGUGAUCACAUUUAUAAACGAAUCUGCCAGAUGGAUGCCAUUCAGCUCAACUGAAUCCCUACACCACUAAAAAUGAUGCAGACCUGCGAAGGCUGGAUAUGCAAGACGUGAAAAUGAAUGGGGGCAUGUUUGGGAUUACUGAAAAUAGAUGUCGGCACUAAAAUAAGCACAGUUUUGCUUUUUUGUUUUUGGGGUUUUUUUGUAAGCUCACGGUUGCUGAAAAGCUGCGCAUUAUGUUGAGAAAGCUUGUUGGAGAUUAAGCUGUUCGCUGAAAGAUAUCAUUUGCUUAGUGGUGCACUGAUUGUACACAAGGACGUGAAUAUUUUUUAAAAAAAUGUGAGACCAUGACAUCAGGUGGCAAUUUUUGACUUUACAAUGAACUCGUGUAGUUUCAGAGUUGCACAGUCUGCUGGGAAAUGAGCAUGAAUGUUGUCACUGUGUCACAUUUUUUUUAAUCUGUCUGCUGUUGAGGGCUGCAAAAUGGUUUAGAAACAGCACUGUAGGGUUUGUUGGGUGCCAAGCAGCGGAUGUCCUAUUUUGACCUUAUCUUAGAAAUCCACCUUACCUUAUCACACAAAACCCAUGACAGCCCGUAAAACCCUGUGAAAAAAAAAAAAAGUUAGGGAGGUGAUUUGAUUCUGUUGAUCGAGUUUUGUGCGUACACAGAAGUUGCGUUUUUUUAAAACUGAGGAUUUCAAUUGAAUUUCAGUUGAAAAUGGCUGCAAAACAGGAAAUGAGAUAAUAUCUCGGCAAUUCUUUGUGUAAACAUGGUCAAGUGUUUCGACUUACAUCUGAAACAUCUGGUGGAUAUGGUGUGUGUGUGUGUGUGUGUGUGUGUGUGUGUGUGUGUGUGUGUGUGUGUGUGUGUGUGUGUGUGCUGUGUGUGUUGUUCUCUGCUGAACUGGCCCUUCAUAUCUGCUGUCAGCUACAGUAUAAUUUCUUAGUAUUUUCCCUUUAAGAUGAAACAUGUUGCUUGUCUGGAGUAUUCUAUAUUUGUAUGUAUGUACACUUGUAAAUCAAUAAACUAUGUUUUAUCAUCUA
This is a messenger RNA of Haplochromis burtoni (Burton's mouthbrooder), 2211 nucleotides long. RefSeq names its product C-type lectin domain family 4 member E. NCBI's taxonomy places the organism in Eukaryota, Metazoa, Chordata, Actinopteri, Cichliformes, Cichlidae. The transcript is spliced from 6 exons. The coding region runs from base 451 to 1224 and encodes 257 amino acids. The record is from RefSeq and is a predicted model, not a curated record.